UUCAGGGGAACAGUGGAGGUCUCGCUAUCACUAUCAGCACGCUCGUCACACCAGUUGGAGGACUCGACGGGGUUUUUUGUACAUCGUCUGUUCACGUGGAGUUGAGAUCGUGCCGUGGAGACAUGAGGCUGCCUCAAAAGUUCUUCCUGUUACUUCUGCUCGUGACGGUGGUCACACUGCUGGGAUCCGCCGAUGCCGCCCGCGGGAACCGACGCAACAAGAGCAGCUGCAAGUACAAGCGGAAGGGCGUGGACGGCGCGUGUGAUGUGGCCACCAACAAGAAGCAGGUGACCUUUGCCCUCAAGGCGCGCAAGAGCAGCCCCAAGUGUGAGCCCACCAAGGUGGUCUCUCUGGACUGUGACGACUUCAGCGCCAGCAAGAAGCAGAAGGGGAGGAAGAUGGCCAUGAAGAAACGGUGUGUGUACGACAAGCAGCCCUGGUCUGAGUGUAACGUGGAGAGCAACACGCGACAGAGAGAGAUGGUUCUGGUGCAAGGGGAGGCUACACAGUGCUUGCCCAAGAAGAUUGUCACCAAGAAGUGCAGGAAAGAGUGCCGGUACAUCAAGGGCGAAUGGAGCCCCUGUGACCCCAACACAAACCUGAAGCACCGCUCACUCACGCCCAAACCAGGCAGUCUCCAACAGUGCCAGUCGACCGUGCAGGCGAGGCCUUGUCGUCGACGCGCGGAACUCACAGCGCCAAAGUCCAACAAAUGCAAAUACAGCUUGAGUGAGUGGAGCCCGUGCGACCUCCGAACGAACACGAUGACACAGAUGAUGACACUCAAGAGUGGUGACCCCAAUGUAUGCAUGCGCUGGAAGAAACUCACACGGAAAUGCAAAAUUGCUUGCAAAUUCAGGCGUGGUGAGUGGUCUGACUGUGACGACAAGACGGAGCUGACCACACGAGUGGACACGCUGGUCAAAGGAAACGCCCGAGAAUGUGCACCGACCAGGGAGAUCACAAAGAAGUGCAAGAAAGCGUGCAAGUAUACGUUUGGUGACUGGGGGGAGUGUGAUCCCAAGACAAACGCCCGGACCAGGGUGAAGAAACUCAUCAAGGGAGACGCAGACAAGUGUAAGGCUGAGGAACUAGUCAGCAAACCAUGCACCAAGAGGGAUGGAGGAGAGAGAUGUUUCUUUGGGUCGUGGGGAGACUUUGGACCAUGCAAUAACGGCGUGACCACCAAGCAUCGGCCCUUGCUGCAGGGCGGCGUAGAGUGCGAGAGGAAAGCCGUGAUCACCAAAGCUUGUGAGAGGAGUGAGAGCUAGUGUGUGCGUCCGUGGAGCGAAGACCACCACCGUGAUGGGGUGCUGAGUUGUCACAGCUGUGCGUUGUUGUUUUUUUAAUUCAUUAAUCUCGGAGUUGUUCCUCGUCCUAACUCUUUCUGGAUGUAAUUUUUAUGGGGUUAUGUUUACAAAUGAGAGGCUCCAAAGCUAUGCUGUCGGUGAUAGGUCCUAAAAGAGUCAAGAGUUUGCACAUACUGAAAGGCAACUAUGUACAGGGGAUACCGAAACUGAAAGUUUUUUUAUCUGUGCAUAAAUUCAACGUGAGCUUUGGACUGCACUCUUUUCUUCUCUCUAUAGAAUUUGCUGCAACUGUUCAUUUUCAAAACUUGUCUCGAUGGAACUGCGGUUUUAUUAUUUUUUAGAUCAAACAUAUUUAUAGCAAGAGUGGUGAAUACAUAAAACUUACUCUGAAAGAGCUAGAAAAAAAUAGAACAACUAUUUCCAUUCACAAAACUUGCCUUAUCAUCUUAUUGGUUUAUCAGUUAUGAGACAUAUUCAUUCAUAUACUUAGAGUGUCUGUAGAAAUCAAAACUACAAUAUCCUCCAGUGUGUGUUUUUUAAUGAGAAAAAGGAGAGGAAACUUUAAAAAUUAAAAAUUCACCUUAUCUCACUUACAGCCUUUAUGUGUGUCAGAAUGAGAGAAUGAUGUGUUGUAGAGAGAGAGAGAAAGAGAGAGUGAGAAAGAGAGAGGGGGGGAGAGAAAGAGAGAGAGAAAGAGAGAUGGUAUUGAAUUGUUUCCUGCUUUUGCCUGCAGGUCUGAAUUGAAGCAAAGUACGUUUGGAGUUCUUCUAGAUUCACAUUUGGAGCACUUCUUAAUUCUCCACAAUUUUUGUUUUUGUAACAGUGUCUUGUGUCAUUUUUGUCUUUUUUCCUUCUUUCAAUCUCACUCAUAAUGGCAUUAGGAAUACAUUUUUGUUUAAAUACAUAAGAUUUAAUAAGCAAAAUGAAUAGAUUUUUUGGGAACCCUCUUUUUAAUAAACAAAUACGCUUGGGAGUGUAUAUCAAAGCAAUUUCUUAUGUCUGUGUUAUCAGAUAUCAAGUGGGAUCCAUCUGGAAACAUUUUUGUUACUGUAGAUUCAAAGUGUCUGAUUCUGUUGCUUUCUUUCUACACGUUUCAGAAAAAUGAAGAAUGCAGAAACUGUUGUGGUAUUUUUCUUCUGUUCUUCUUGUUCAAUUCUUGUGGUGUAAAGCAGUUUAUAUAUCUUAAUAAUAUGACAGAUCCAGUUUGCAUUAGAAAACAUUUCAAGCUAUGUUUGACCUGACUGGCUAUCUGUCCCUACCUUGCUGUAGCCAAAGUCUACCAAUGAAGAAAAAAA
Aplysia californica (California sea hare) is the source of this 2605-nucleotide messenger RNA. RefSeq lists its product as uncharacterized. Gene Ontology annotation, biological process: mesoderm morphogenesis. Gene Ontology annotation, molecular function: growth factor activity; heparin binding. NCBI's taxonomy places the organism in Eukaryota, Metazoa, Mollusca, Gastropoda, Aplysiida, Aplysiidae. The record is from RefSeq and is a predicted model, not a curated record. Gene Ontology annotation, cellular component: extracellular region.